AUGUUCGUGUUGCCACCUCCCCCCACCUCGACCAAGCAGGCGCUGCCUGCACUUCGCAGCAAGCGCAAGGGAGCGGAGCUUGCGCCCGUGCCCGAGGACUCGGAAGCCAAAGAGUUUGUUAACGCACCACCCGAGUUCGCGAGCCGCGCGCGCGACGAGAUUCGCAAGAGGCUGCUCAACCGCAGGCCCUUGCAGUCAGACUCUCACAGCGACACAGUAUCGCUCGCUCCGUCCGAGACUGCAUCGACUAUCGUCUCUGCGACGUCAGACACAUCGUCAGCGCCGUCCUUGCGCUCCAGCAUCUUUUCUGCGCAUGUAUCGCUCGCAAGCUCGGCAACGAGUGCUGCGGCAUCCUACAUCGAGCAGGAGAAACCCAAGCUUAUAUCGCUACAGGAAGCGCUUCCCAAGGUCUUUUACGACAUGUAUGCCUCGGAUCUGCUCAUGGAUCCCCAGAACCUGCUAUGCAACGGCAGGCCCAAGUUCACAAAGCGCGAACUUCUCGACUGGGAGCUCAACGACAUACGGUCACUCUUAAUCGUCGAGGCCCUCCGCCCUGAAUGGGGCUUUCAGUUGCCAAUAGUGCACUUCGAACCCCCCGACAGCAGCGCCUCUGCUAUCGGGCUCCCGCAGUUCCGCGUUCAGUUACUGCCACUCGACUCCCCAGACGACUUUAUUAUACGCACGCUGGUGGAGUCCGAUCUAUACAUGGAAGCCAAUUUGGACUACGAGUUCAAAAUUACUAGCGCAAAAUACACCGUUGCCGCCGCACGCAAACGUCACGAGCAGUUUACUGGCUAUCACGAGCCUGUCAUGCACCUCUCCAAGCCCGAGUGGAGAAAUAUUAUCGAGAAUUACCUCCUCAACAUUGCUGUCGAAGCUCAAUGUCGCUUCGACUUCAAGAAGCAAUGUUCAGACUACAAGAAAUGGAAGCAGCAACAAAUGCUUGUCAAAAAGCCAGACAUGCCUCCACCCUCCACAAUUCCUCCGCGGAAACGUGAGUCUUCUCUGCUGAAGAGAACUCUUUUAAAAAACACAGCUCUCAAGCUAUCUGAAGACAAACCGCCCCUACCCACGUCCAAAGUUUCUCUUUCCAAAGAAGAGAAAGCCAUGCUUUGGUCACAGUGCCAGUCUCGCGUUUAUCAAAGGCUGGGACUCGACUGGACUCCUGACGGUGUAUGA
Molecule: messenger RNA, 1179 nt
Organism: Lachancea thermotolerans CBS 6340
Lineage: Eukaryota; Fungi; Ascomycota; Saccharomycetes; Saccharomycetales; Saccharomycetaceae
Gene: STD1
Product: Std1p
Exons: 1
Coding region: 1-1179 (392 amino acids)
Source: RefSeq, a predicted model, not a curated record